CGGGCCCUCGCGGAGCGGGUCCUGGAAGCGUAGCAGGCUGUCCAGGGAGGCAGGACUCUCGCAGCUAGACCAGCCUCCUGCCCUUUGAACGUCCCCUCCCCUAGCAGAGUUCAACCCAGCUUCCCGACCUGAACUAUGCAGAAAGCGGGACUGCUGUUAAGAGGCUGGACUCGAGCGUGGAAGUCGGUGAGGAUGGCCAGUUCCGGGUUGACUCGCCAGAACCCACUCGCGAAUAAGGUGGCCCUGGUCACAGCCUCCACCGACGGGAUUGGCCUUGCCAUCGCCCGGCGUCUGGCUGAGGACGGGGCCCACGUGGUCAUCAGCAGCCGCAAACAGCAGAAUGUGGACCGUGCAGUGGCCACACUCCAGGGAGAGGGACUGAGUGUGACUGGCCUCGUGUGCCAUGUGGGGAAGGCAGAGGAUCGAGAAAAGCUGGUAAACACGGCUCUGAAGCUUCACCAAGGGAUUGAUAUCCUGGUCUCCAAUGCUGCUGUCAACCCUUUCUUUGGAAAUCUAAUGGAUGUCACAGAGGAGGUGUGGAACAAGGUUUUGAGCAUUAAUGUGACAGCUUCAGCAAUGAUGAUUAAGGCGGUGGUGCCAGCGAUGGAAAAGCGAGGAGGCGGCUCGGUGGUGAUUGUGAGUUCCGUAGCAGGCUUCGUUCGAUUCCCUUCUCUGGGCCCUUACAAUGUUAGCAAAACAGCUUUGCUGGGUCUCACUAAGAACUUUGCCGCAGAGUUGGCCCCAAAGAACAUUCGAGUGAACUGCUUGGCACCUGGACUCAUCAAGACUCGCUUCAGCAGUGUGUUGUGGAAGGAGAAAGCAAGAGAAGAAAUGAUAAAAGAAAGCAUGCAAAUUAGAAGGCUAGGCAAGCCAGAGGAUUGUGCCGGUAUAGUUUCCUUCUUGUGCUCUGAAGAUGCCAGUUACAUCAAUGGCGAGACAGUAGUGGUUGGGGGAGGAACCCCUUCUCGCCUCUGAGGACCUAGAGACAGCCUACCAGGGCAGGUGUGUGGGGAGGGUGAACUCCACCUUGUCUCUGUCGCCCUUCCUUGCCACCGCCAACAUCUUGUUCACCUCACAAAAUCAGCUCUGCCCAGUGUUAAGUUCCUGCUUUCCGUGUGGUCAAAGUGUGGUCAGAUGAGCAUCCUCGCUGUUGCUAUGGCCCUGAAAAGGGCUUUGGGGAGGGGGCGGGGAGCUAGGGGAUAGGUAAUGGAAACGGGGCUUGCUGAGAAGACUGUGGCUACUUUAGUGAAGAUCAAAUCCCUCUCAUCCUCGUCUCUGGAGACUUUAAAGGGAGGUAGAAGGAACGGACCUGAACAGAGAUGGAAAUUAACAAUUUACAAAUACGGUACAAAUAAAAUGAAGAUGAUCGCGUUGGUCUGA
Molecule: messenger RNA, 1380 nt
Organism: Rattus rattus (black rat)
Lineage: Eukaryota; Metazoa; Chordata; Mammalia; Rodentia; Muridae
Product: dehydrogenase/reductase SDR family member 4
Exons: 8
Coding region: 136-975 (279 amino acids)
Biological process (GO): retinal metabolic process
Cellular component (GO): peroxisome
Molecular function (GO): carbonyl reductase (NADPH) activity
Source: RefSeq, a predicted model, not a curated record